GGCCCUCAUUCUACCACCUGCCCAUGUUCCGGCACGCGCCGGGGCCACUUGUAGCUCCAGAGCUUUUCCGACCGGUUCCUCAUAAAACAUUGCUUCCACCCGGACUGACCGCGCUGCUGUUACCGCCAGCAGAACAACGCACGAGCGUCCCACAAACGGGUGCACGCGCUGUGGAGGUCUGGUGCGGAUACGAGACAAUCUCUGUGCGCGUGGACCGCUUCCAGCUGCGAGCCUGGACCGUUCCAUCCCUGUUCCGACUGGGCUCGUGCGAAGCCAGCAGGAUCAGCCCGCGCUUCCUGUAUUUCCACUACAGACUGACAGAGUGCGGAGGACAGUCUCAGGUUGUUGGUGGUCAGCUGGUGUAUGCCUAUUCACUGUCUUAUACUCCACCUCCACAAGGCUACGUCAUCAGAGUUCUACCACUUAAUCUUCCCAUCCACUGCCAUUACAACAGGUUUCAUUACUCUUAUCAAGUUGGCUUCAAACCUCAAGUCCAGCACACAGUCCUUAUGAAAAACAUUAGGAGUAAACUCAGCUUCAGCCUCACUGUCUGCAAUGCCCAGUGGGAGCCCCUCCCUCCAGGCCACUGGUUCCUUUUAGGGGAGCCAGUGUAUUUUGUGGCCCAGACAGGAGCUCUGUUGCCUGGGGAGAGGCUUUAUGUGGACUCAUGUUAUGCCACAAGCUCCAGAGAACCAAGCAGCACACCCAGAGUGGAUAUUAUUACUAACUAUGGCUGCAUGACAGACAGCAGGAGGGAGGGCAGCAGCUCCUGUUUCCUGUGGGGAGGGGGCAGCAUGCUAAAGUUCUCCGUUGACUCUUUUCUCUUCAGAUCAGUCUCACAAGUGCUGUACCUCCACUGUUCAAUGUCAGUCAGUCUCACCACUUCCAGCACCUCAAAGUCCUGCAACUACAACAAAGCUGCUGGCAGGUGGGAGGAGCUGGCAGCCCCACCCUCAGUGUGUUCCUGCUGCGAGUCCACAUGCUCUGACAUACAGGACUCUAUCAGGAACACAGUCAGCAGUCCAGGCUGGCUCAUUGGACAGAAAGGGGAAGAGAGACAGAGGAUGAGGGCGCUAUCUUUUCAAGCAGAGGAGGGAAGAGAAUGGCUGGACCAAGAAGAGAAGAGCAAAGAAGGAAUGGAAGAGCACCUUCAGGAAGUCCAGGCUUUUCCACAGGACACAGAAACUGUCAGCGGGGAGGAAAAAGAAGAGGCCGUACUCAUGAAGACCUCUAUGAUCCCUGCUGAGAAAAAAGAAUGGAAGCACAGUACUGCCGUGAUCCAGCAGGGAAAGAAGGAAAUGGAGGGUGAGACAGAAGAGGUGCCUGUGGAGAAGGCAGACAGCCAGCUGAAGGAGUUAUCAACAGAUGGCAUCUUUCUGUCUGACCAGACUGGACCAGGAGGAAAUGAGACAGCCGGGGCCAGGGAGGAGGUGCCUGUGAGCAGGUUAUCCAGUCACAACAGAAGUACUAACGCUUCAAGAGAUGGUUCUGUCACCACCACUAUGACCACAACAAAUUCCAGUUUUGGUACUGAUCAUGAUGAGACGAGUUAUCACAGCUCUGCUGCAAAUAUUUCCACAGCUGUUAUUCCCAGAAUUCAUCUUUGUCCUGAUGGUGAUGAAAUGAGUUGCAGUGUCACUAACGGUACAAACAAGAGUGAGAAGGUUAGGGAUAGUGCUGGACACGGUGCCAUGCAUGCUGCUGCUGUCAGUACAGGGAACAUCACCCCAUAUGAUGUUAGAGCUCCACCUGGUGCCAGUAGAUCUGGUUCUGCUUGGGGUUCAAGUGUCCACGAGAGUCAGUUUGACAGUGGACAGGAGACAUUAGCUGGGACACAUUCUUCCACCGCUAACUUUGAAUUUAACCCCCCUGGUUCUCUUGAUGUCAGAAAGUCAGAACCAUCCACGUCUGUUCACAAGUCAGAGGACACAGACUCUGACAGGAGACCAGUGGGAGCGGGUUAUUCUGUUUACAGUAAAGGGGCAGAUGGAGAUGAUGAAAUGCUUCACAGUCUACAGCUCAGAGGGUUAGACCCAGACCAGUCUGCUCACACGGCUGGGCUCCGGAGCCCCGUCUUUGUACAGGAGUUACUUGGUGGGUCUGAUUUUGAUCCUGGAAUUGAAGAAAGUGAAGCUCUUCAUCUGAAUCAGUUUACUGGAGAAGUGAGGACAAAGAAAGACGCACAAGCAUUUUCUGGGACCAUGAUAAGGCCUCACAGAGUCAGUUCUGGUCCUGUUAGUUCAGAGCAAACGCAUCAAGACAGCCCCAUUCAUUCUGCUGUGGUCACAGUCGUUACCACCCUGCAAGGCUCAGAGAGCAGCCAGGUGACCGACAGGGAGUGGGCUGAGCUGGUGCCAGGGUCGGGCCUGCAGAGUUUGGGGUUUGUGGUGGAGCAGCCCACUGAGGUGGGAGGAGAACUGACAGAAGGUUUUGGAUGACUUCUGUUAACGGGCUUUAUAAAGGUGUUGAUGUUCCCACAAAGCAGUACUGUGACAAAGGUGU
Molecule: messenger RNA, 2502 nt
Organism: Toxotes jaculatrix (banded archerfish)
Lineage: Eukaryota; Metazoa; Chordata; Actinopteri; Toxotidae
Exons: 8
Coding region: 24-2438 (804 amino acids)
Biological process (GO): binding of sperm to zona pellucida; positive regulation of acrosome reaction; egg coat formation
Cellular component (GO): extracellular matrix
Molecular function (GO): acrosin binding
Source: RefSeq, a predicted model, not a curated record